Messenger RNA from Centruroides sculpturatus (bark scorpion), 3817 nucleotides. RefSeq names its product serine beta-lactamase-like protein LACTB, mitochondrial. The record is from RefSeq and is a predicted model, not a curated record. The transcript has 7 exons. The coding region runs from base 712 to 1953 and encodes 413 amino acids. Lineage: Eukaryota; Metazoa; Arthropoda; Arachnida; Scorpiones; Buthidae.
UUAUAAGUUUUUUUCUAUACAGGAUUUUGAAAACUGUCAAAAGCACAAAAAUAAUUGAUGAUCCAGUAUACAAAAAUUGUCAUAAAUUGGUAACUGUUUGUCAUACAGAGCUGUUUUUGAUUCAUUUUUUCUCUCUUGUAAGGUUGCAAGAGAAGCAACCUUACAAGAAAAAAACUUUUAUCAGUUUUCAAAAAUUUUGUUAAAUUCAGACAUUUAACCAGCUUACAUCCAAAUUUUUGUUACGGGAGUACCACUUUUCCAGUAAUGCACAGUGAAAAUGGUAUGACUAUGGAGCAUUUGUCAGAAAAUGAAUUAAAAAUUUUCCACAUUUCUUACGUACAGUAUUGUAGCAAUGUGUUGACGGCAGCAUAGCCCGGUAGGUGAGAUCCUCAGUUACUCUGCUGCACGUUGCAGGUUGGAAUCGUGCUUUUUUUAUUUGUAACAAAGAAAAAUUAGUAUAAAAUUAGGUGGUACGUACUUAAAAGUUUCUUUUUUGUCUACUCUCGAGGUACUCGUACAGCAACACUAGGAGUUGAGAAUGUCGUGCAAUGUAAAAUCAUUGGCAAUCAUCACAUAGCUAGCUCAUAUCGUGAUGAAACGGGGGCACCAGGCAUCGUCGUGGGAGUUAGCAUCGAUGGAAAACCCGUGUGGCAAGAAGGUUUGGGAUACGCAGACAUCGAGAACAGGGUACUUUGCACAGAAGACACUGUAAUGAGAAUAGCCAGCAUCAGCAAGAGCAUCACCAUGAUAGCGGUGGCAAAACUGUGGGAAGAAGGGAAAUUAGAUUUAGAUAAACCGGUGCAAGAGUACGUACCAUACUUUCCCAAGAAGACGUACGAAGGCAAAAAGGUCGACAUCACCUGCCGUCACCUGGUUUCUCACCUGAGUGGAAUCAGACAUUACGAGAAAAACGUUAAGAAGGAACAGGAGAAAUUGGAUAGUGUUUCCUCAAAAUUUUUGUACUACAAAUUCUUAAAGGAAGACAAGGAUAAUAAAAAUAAAUCCAUAAAAGAAAGUCAGGAGGAAUUAGAAAUGAAAGAAUAUUUCAUUAAAGAUAAAUACGAGAACGUAAAGUCCGCCUUGGAUUUAUUCAAAGACGAUCCUUUAAUUCAUAAACCAGGAACCAAGUUCUUAUACACCACGCACGGCUGGACUCUAGUAAGUGCCAUGGUGGAAGCCGUCGUCAAAGAACCCUUUGAUGUGUACAUAUGUAAACUGUUCAAAGAAUUAGGGCUGACAAAAACCUAUUUAGAUGUUAACGAACCCAUUAUCUAUCAUAGAUCGAGACACUACUGUAAAGACAAAAAGGGGAAAGUGCAAAACACGCCUUAUGUUGACAACUCGUACAAGUGGGCUGGCGGUGGUUUUCUUUCCACGGUCGGCGAUCUGUUAAAAUUUGGAAACAUCAUGCUGUACAGCCUGCAAUACACAGACGAAAAUGAAGACAUGGGAAAGAUUUCCAAAGAAAUGGGCGAAAAACAGAAAACAAAAACUGAAUCGCCCUUGCCGGAAAAGUGCAAAAAUUCCACUUCCACAGAAAACCAGGAUAAAUCUUCCAUGGAAAGCCGACAGAUGGAUGGGUGCGGAUGUAAGCUGAGGGGUUACUUGAAGCGAGACACGGUAAAGAUGCUGUGGACCCCAGUGGAAAACACAGAAAGGCCCCAUGAACCGGAACUGAGAUACGGAAUGGGUUGGAGUGUGGUGUCACAUAAGCAGGAUUAUGGUUACUGCAGGGAACAAAAGUUUAACGCGUCGCACACCGGUCUGGCAGUGGGCGCCUGCAGUAUUCUUCUAAUACUUCCACGCCAGUGUCGGGGGGGCACGGAUGCAGUCGACUGUAAGUGGGACCACCCACCCCAGGGGACGGUGAUUGCCUUGGUAUCCAAUCUGCAGGGCGUCGGCCUGAGAAAAGUCGCCACGGAAAUCGCCACAUUGUUCGACGGAAUUCAUUAAUUGUUCCAUUAUUGUUUUUACCACAUUCUAAAUGGCGUCGCGUAAUUACAUGUGGUCGAAAUUGUCUUUCCGGUAAUCAAAACGUUAGGAGGAACACAAAGAUCAAAAUAAAUUGUUCCAAAUUCUGUUAUGGCUAAUUACCAAAUUGUUACCAGUUUCCUCACAAUAAGAAAUUUAUAACACUAGAAACGUCAGAGGCGUUUAUGUGAAACGUAAAGAACGGCACAGUUUUCUUUUUUGUUUCAGACCACAUUGAAAUUUUGAUAUUUACAUACUUCAUCAAAGUUUAUUGUUCCGUUAAUGCACGUUAAUGUUUUGCCUCUAGAUGUUUAGCCAUUGUUAUAGCAUUGUGUGUUGAUAAUGCUUAUAGUUGUUCUUGUUAUAAGCUUUUAAAAAGAAAAAAAAAAAACGAAAAGUUGUGAUGUAAUCGUUAACGGUUUGUUAGUAUAAAUAUCUGAAAUUUUGAAAAUUUUAUCCAUUUCACUGGAAGAUUAAUUGAGAAAUCGUCAGAAUUCUAUAAAUGUUUUUGUAUAGAAAUUUUUAACUCACUGCCAGAAAUGUCAUGUUAUUAGUUUGUACCAUUGACGGAAAAAAAUAAUUCCUUGUUGAUAAAUCUUUUGACUACAAAUUAUAUAAUUAAUGUGUGAAGUUCAUUCGUUUAAAGUAACAAGACCUCGAUUCUAGGACUUUAUGUAAACAAUAAUGUGUAUACUCGUUUGGGAUCAUUCGCAUUAGUCAAGUUACUUGCAUUGGAGUUAGUUUGUUGGCAAGUAACUCGAAUCAGGCAGAUUUUAAAAAUGGCAUCGAGCGAGUAAUGCAUGCUGGAAUUUCAACAACUGAAAUUGUUAACAAAUUAUUAACAAUCUUGGAAAGUUAUGAUAAACUGAAAUGGUUAAUAUGGAGGAGCAGAAGAAAUCGCCUCGGUGAAUCUGCAACUCUUAACUAUUUUAAGAGUCGCAGAUUCACCGAGGCGAUCAGAAGAUAAUGUGCCUCCUGUUAUUUUGUGUGUUUAUCCUAUGGGCAAAAGGGGGCAAUUGCCUGGAGGACACCACCAACACGGGGCAUCAAAUCAAUCUUUUGUAAGAAAAUUGUCCAAGGUUAAUACAGUACGUGGGGUCCCCAAAUUCAAAUUUGCCAGGCCCCACAAAGUUAUAACGAGCUGUUGCAAAAUAAUCCAAGAAUAAAAGUAGAAAUCAUACUCAAGUUGGAAGAACGUCAAUGUACGGUACUUGAAAGAAUAUUUUGAGUCAGAUUCAUAUUGGUCAAGUGGUUUCAGACCACUUGAAUUCAGGUAACCGACUAAUGUGAAUGAGCCCUUUGGCUUUCGACAGAACCGGUGAUUUCAUAUACAAAAUCAAAGGGCUUAUUUUCACCACCCAAUAUAUUGUAAUUACAAUUGGAAAUAACACACAAAAUGAAAAAUGAAUCUGGUUCCUGUUGUUUAAUAUGAUUCGAGUCCAUAGAAUCGAGGUCUUGAAUAUGCCGAAUCAAAUUCUCGAAACAAUCGGUGGUACACAGUCUACCAUUACUGACAAUUGAGUAUUAGAACUAGUGUUAUAUAAAAAAAAAUAAUAAAUUCAGUGUUUUUGGACCUACAAUCUGGAUUGUAACUUUUGUUUUUUUCCGAAGCAAAAGCAAUAAAAAUAAAUGCUACAAUAAAAACAGUGUUGCUGUAUUACGACAAUCUUCCAAACUGCUUGUGACAAUUAAAUGUAACGCAGUGCUCAAUUACAAUAAAUCUUUGUUGUUCGGCAAAAGUUGUAUAAAAAAAUUUAUUUCAAAUAUACAACAUUCAAUACUAUUUGUUGUUAAAUUACAAUUUAUUUAUAAAUUCCAACAAAAUUUUCCUUUUUGUAUAAUGAUG